Molecule: messenger RNA, 1206 nt
Organism: Gavialis gangeticus (Gharial)
Lineage: Eukaryota; Metazoa; Chordata; Crocodylia; Gavialidae
Gene: NHEJ1
Product: non-homologous end joining factor 1
Exons: 7
Coding region: 14-928 (304 amino acids)
Biological process (GO): double-strand break repair via nonhomologous end joining
Cellular component (GO): nucleus; DNA ligase IV complex
Molecular function (GO): DNA end binding
Source: RefSeq, a predicted model, not a curated record
CCCCGCACACAGGAUGGCGGUUGCGGCGGACGUGGAGAGCGGCCUCUUGGCCCAGCCCUGGUGCUCGCUGCGCCUGCCCGAGGCGCCCACCGUCCUGGCCAAGGCCUGCUUCGGCGCCGCCGGCUACGCCCUGCUGCUCUGCGACCUGGACGGCGCCUGGUUCGAGCACCUGGAGGCCACGGCGGUGGCCCAGAGGUCGCAGGAGCUGAAUCGGCGGCUGAUGGCCCGCACCCAGUCCCUCCUCGCCCGCCUGCAGGACCUGCUGUGCUCGCUGCUGGAGAGCCGAGCCAGUGCCGGCACCGCCGUCUCCUGGCACCGGGACGCCGGGCACCUCACGCUGCGCAUCAGGAGCGAGCUCUCAGGGCUGCCCUUCUACUGGGACUUCCGCUGCGCCCCGGCCCCCGUGCCCAUGGUCUGCCAGCACCUGGCGCGGCCCCUGCUUCACAUGAGCCUGGCCCUGCAGUGCCAGCUGCAGCACCUGGCCUUGCUCCUGCUGCAGAAGGACGCUGAGAUCGAGGACUACCGGGAGAGUGGCGCUGUGCUCAGCCGAGACCGCCUGCGGACGGAGCCCUUUGAGGAGCAGGCUGUGCUGCAGAGGGUCCUGGCCGAGAGCCUGGCCUGGGUGUGCGGGCCCGGGGACGGGCAGGCAUUUGCAGACAAGCUGCAGCCCCUCUACAGAGCCGUGGUCCAGCAGGGAGCCCGGGCACGGCGUGGCUCAGAAGAGACCCCGGAGCUCGCACCCCACGACGAGGCUGCGGGGGCCACAGACACGGCACUGCCGCCGGAGCCGCCACAGGGCAGGUCGGAGCCCCCGCUCUCUCCAGCCCGGAGCAACGGAGCCGCUGCGGAGGGCUCAUCUCCCAGCCAGAAGCCGCGACUGCUCGUGUCCAAGCCCAAAGCCAAGAAGGCCAAGGGCCUCUUCAGCUGACCGCCGGCUCUGUCCCCCUCCCUGCGGGGUCACCGCUCCCCCCAGCCCUGCCCCCUCCACGCUGCACCAAAUUUGGCCCCUUCUUGCCUUGCUGUGGCUGUCGCUGCCCCACCACGUCCCACCCCAGCUCCAGGACACUGCACAUACUUGGGGGGACACUACCCAUGCUCGGGGGCUACAGGGCAGGGGAGGGGGUAUUGGGGUCUCCGCUCCUUUGGCAGCCACUUGCACUGCUCCACAAUAAAGGGCCCCGGUCGCUGGCCGGGGGCAUCUGACAU